This is a messenger RNA of Xiphophorus maculatus (southern platyfish), 2626 nucleotides long. It is a transcript of the gene ntan1, whose product is annotated as N-terminal asparagine amidase. The coding region runs from base 133 to 1134 and encodes 333 amino acids. The record is from RefSeq and is a predicted model, not a curated record. Lineage: Eukaryota; Metazoa; Chordata; Actinopteri; Cyprinodontiformes; Poeciliidae. Gene Ontology annotation, biological process: ubiquitin-dependent protein catabolic process. The transcript has 9 exons. Gene Ontology annotation, molecular function: protein-N-terminal asparagine amidohydrolase activity. Gene Ontology annotation, cellular component: nucleus.
GAUUUAAAACGAAAAAGACUGCGAUCAUUUCAGGAAGUUCUGUUUUAUAGUGAACCAAUACUGAUACCGAAGUUAUUGGUGUUCUUGUAGCAUAAUACCGAACUGGUUUGGAAGCGGACAAGGUGGAAGGACAUGCCUUUGUUUUUCCAGAACAGAGAAUUAGAUUGCUUCAGAUCAACAGCGGAAUUAUUCGACAAAUAUCCACAUUUACAGGAAAAUGCAAAAGCAUUUCGCUCCAAGCCACGUGUUGAUGUAGAUGCGAAGCACCUUCUGUAUGUUCAGCAGAGAGAGUUUGCAGCGACAACUCCAGCAGACAACUGCGUUUCGAUCCUUGGAUCAGAUGAUGCUACCACCUGCCACUUGGUCGUGCUGCGACACACCGGUAGUGGAGCUGUCUGUCUGUCUCACCUCGAUGGCUCCAGCACCAGGACUGAGGUCCAGCUCACUACGAAAGCCGUCACAUCACUGAGUAACGGCUGUAAUGAGGGCAGAUUUGAGCUGCAUCUAGUUGGAGGGUUUGAUGACGAUGACAAAAGAUCUCAUAAACUCAGCCUUAACAUCCUGGCAGCGUUCCAGAAACAGAAGGAUCACAUUCACCUGGAGACAUGUUGCAUCACAGGUUUUAUAUGUUUUCUAUCUUUUGUAAAUACUGUAGUUGGACAUUCUGAUUUCUCAGUCACAAUUCUUUCUGUUGUAGAGAUGAACAAUGUAGUUGACAAGGGAAUUCAUAAACCGAUAGUAUAUGGAAUAGGUGUAAAUGUUAAAACAGGGGAAGUGUUCCCUGCCUCAUUCCCUCAUAAAGGACCUGCAGAGAUGCUACGGUCAGCACGGACCUUCACUGGAGGAGAGAUGACUGACAUUUAUGACUCAAGACAUGGACUUAUUAAAGUUGGACCAUGCCAGUGGAGUCCUGAUUUGGAAAUUGCCUUCUGGUUGUCACAAAGUGAUGCCACUAUUUUAAAGUACCUGUCCACGUCUCCGUUUGCUGAACCGCCGCACUUUGUCCAACACAUUAAGUCCACCAUCCAGUUCCUUUUGUCGCAUCCAAACUCUGACAGCCUGUUCCCGGGAGGUCAGCCGCACCUCUACCACCGGACGGAGAGCGGUAGCUGGGAGAGGCUUGUCCAGUCAUAACAAGUCACAGCUGAACCUUUAAAUGCUAUUUGACUGUUUUUUUGUUUUCCAAUGGAAACACUGACCCCUUUUCAAUCAGAGUAUUUUCUCAAGGAUCCAAUCCCAGACCAGCGCUUUGCAAAUGUAUUCAUACCACAUGGAUCAUUUCCGAUCGGCUCCUCUGAGUAAAGCCAGUUUUGUAUUUGCAUUUUGCAGAUUGGAUGGAGGGUUUUUGUGAUUAUCAUUUUUCAAGUCUACAGAUUCUUUUAGAUUAGCUUGAGGAUUUUGAUUGGGAUACUUUAACACGCAAAUAUACUUUGAUCUAAACCAUUGCUCAAGCCAACACACAUUAUUUACGUAUUAUCUAAGCCAACACAGCUUGUGUAAAUAGUUAAAUUACUCUCCUAAAGUUCUGGAGGAGUUGUGUUGAACCACGGAAAGACCUAGAACUUGCAGAAUACCGGACCCUGAGGACUUACUUUGAUAUGUCUGGUUUAGAUUGAAUGCUAAUGUCUUCACCGGUUAACAGUUAUGAUUUAAGCUUUUACACACCUGACCUGUUUUCUGGGGGGCCCUGGUUUUCACAAUGCUGUUUGUUCACUAACGCACACUAGCAAACCUCUGAGGCCUUCACAGAAUAGCUCGAUUUUAACUAAUUUAUAUUUACUCAUACGAGGAAUUAGGGCUGGGCGAUAUGACUUCAAAAUUAAAUCUCAGAUUUCGUCAUUCCAGAUCCGAUAUUGUUUUUUUCUUGCUUUCUUUUCUUUAAAAGAAAAAAGAGAAAAUAUUUUCAAAAAGUGGCUUUUGUCAUUCUUUUUGUGAGUUGUACAAGGGUGUAUUAGGGCCAGGCAACACAAUUUUAAAAAUUGUUUAAUUGCGAGAAUAUAGUCAUAAUAUUAGCAGAAUAAAGACAAAUUUUACUAGAAGAACGUCUUAAAAUUGCAAUAAAAAGUUGUUUUUAUGAGAUAUAAGCUUCUAAAGAGUUAGUUGGCUACCUAAAUCCAUGUCGGUUUUUUCUUCAGAAUAGACAGUCGUUUGCACAAUUGUUUCAAAGUCCUGUUGCUGAUAAUAAUUUGAUGCUGGUGUGUUAAAAGAUGAGGUAUUUUCUUAUCUGUAAAACUUAUACCAGAGUAUAACCUCGUACACAUAAACAGAAGCUGUAAAACCUGUCCAGCAAGAUGGCCGGCCUUGGGUCUGCUGACAUCACUCUGAACUAUAGAAACCCAAGGAAUAAAUUGUUGAAGAUUUAAUUUUGCCCAAAAAUGAAAUCUUCAAAAACCCAAAUUUAGAUUGAUCGAUAAAAUGUAUUCAUCGUCCAGCCCUAGGAGGAAUGUAUUGAUGAUUAUGUGACUUGUGAAUAUAUUUGCUUGCUCUGUAUUUUAUUUGGGGGUAUCUGCGUAUUAGGACCUGUAUGAAUAUGUUUACCACACUUUUGAGGUUUUUAUUGGUUAAGGAGAAUGGGAUAUUUUCAUUUUCCUUCAACAUUUCAACAUUAUAGUUAUGCACUACCUUA